GUGCCCCUGGACUUGGUGCAGCAGCUGCGUGCAGCACAGCAAGGGCUACCGAGACCUCUUCCGGCUCUUCUGGCAGCGGCUGCAUCAGGUGACAGCAGCCAAGUGAGGAGGAUCCUUCGCCGUGCCGAUCGCGGCUUCAUGCUGGCAAAGGUCCACACCAGAGACGACAGCAGCCGAACUGCUCUUCACCUUGCGGCCAUGCAUGGCUACGCGGAGGUGUGUGAGCUGCUCCUCGAAUGCAGGGCCGACAUCCACGCCCAAGAAGGUGCAGGUGACACGGCCCUGGCUUUGGCCUGCCUUCACGGCCACUCCUCUGUGGCGCGCUGCCUUCUCAGAAGAGGUGCACAUCCGGAGCAGGUGAACCAAAAGGGCAGGAGUGCGUUUCACUUCGCAUGUUGUUGCACUCCGAAGUUCGCUCUCAAGCUACUGCGAAGCAGUCGGGAGUUUGCCACCCAGAAGGAUGCAGAUGGUCGAAAUCCGCUCUACUACGCUCUGGGCAGCACCUGCGACGACGUGAGAAUCAAGGUUCUUGCGAAACUGCUGGACGUGAAAUGCAGCCCUGUCCAGGCCGAUGCUUGCGGACGUUCGGCGCUGAACUACGCCCUCUGGGGAAAGGAGCCACCUGCAGUGGUGAAGAUGCUCAUGCCGACGGAAGACCGGGAGAAAGCGCGGCGAUUGCAGGCUGCCGGGUCGACGAGAGCCGGUAGCGAGGAGGCCUCUUUGCCCGGAUCCUGCAAUGCCGACCAUGAAGACAUGGUACGACUAGUGCCAGAUCCAACAGCUUGCACUUCGACCGUUCCGAAGGACGAGAGCUCACGCACGCGAUCAGUGCAGACCGAACUUACCGGACUCGAGGAGGAGAUCGCAUCGCUGUGCACAGUGAAAGCCAAUCUCGGCGAAUCGACCGAGCAUCACAAGUCGGUGGAGGUGGACAGGGCAGGCGCAGGUGCCGCGAAGAUCGAGGAGGAGGUCGCAUGCCCACUUCCGGCGAAUACGGUACAGGUCAGGAUCAUGAUGAAGGACGAGGGCGCAUGCGCACGAUCAGUGAAGACCGAGCAGGGCGGGCUGGAGGAGCAGGUCACAUGCCUGUGCACAGCGAAGGCCAAUCUCGGCGAAACGACCGAGCAUCACAAGUCGGAGGAGGAGGAGGCGGCAAAGACCGAGCUUAGCGAAGCAGAUGAUAGGUAUCGAAAGCUGGAGGACGAGGUCGCGGCUCUACGCUCGGCACAGGCCGAGCUCCGGCAGGUGAGCGACAGGUAUCACAAGCUGGAGGAAUCCUUCCAGAUGAUCGCUGGCCUACGAGCUGCGACUGCUACCAAAAGCGAGCUUCUGGAAGAGAAGGACAAGGUCCCUGGGCGAUCGCCGGAGACGGAGCUCCGCGGGUUGGAGGAUGAGGUUACCGGCCUGCGCGAGUCCAAUGCUGUGCUCCGAGAAGCCUAUGACACCCUGAAGGCUGCUUUUCAGCCCUUUCGUGAAGACCCAGGGCUCCUCUGUGAGGACGUGUCGCGGCCCGCCAUGCAAAAGCCAGGGUGUGUUGCCGAAGACCGAGCCCUUCGUGAAGCGGGCUUCUUCGUGGACCUCUGCCCAGCGCCUACAGCCAGCCCUGUGGCACCGGAGGCUGACCGUCCGCCAGUGAAGACCGCAGAGGUCGCAGAAGCCCGAGAUCAGAGUCAGGAGCCGAAGGAGGAGGUUCUGGCUUGCCUCUUUGCUGAGAUUUCGAAGCUCAGACGAGAGAAUGAGGAGCUGAAGCAAAACGCCGCUGCAAAGGACAUUCCUCCAUUGCCCCACCAGCCCAUGGAUGCCACCAACUCCUGCCAGAGAGAGGAGUCUCCGAUGGCACCACCGCUUCCUCCACAGGAGCCUUCGGCAGCACCACCACCUCCGUCCGAGGAGCCUCCGGCAACCCGUCCACAUCCUCCCGAGGAGCCUCCCGCAUCACCGCCACGUGUUUCCGAGGAGCCUCCGUCAUCCCCGCUGCCUCUUUGCGAGGAGUCUGCAGCAUCACCGCCGCCUCCUUCCGAGGAACCUCCACUACCGCCGCCAUCAGAUCCUGCGCAGGCUCUCGAGACCGCAAGCGUGGCCGGGCAUCGGCAGGAAAUGCCGGCGAAGCGACCCUGCGGCGAUUCGCAGGAAGCUGUCCCUGAGCCUUCGCAGGAAGCCAACCUGGAGGAGAAUGUGAAAGAGGAGGAUGCUACAGCAUUACGGCCGUCUGCCUCCGAGGGCUCCGCAGCAUCGCCGCCCCCUUCGUGCGAGGUGCCACCUGCUUCCGAGGAAAUGCCGGCGAAGCGACCCUGCGGCGAUUCGCAGGAAGCUGUCCCUGAGCCUUCGCAGGCAGCCAACCUGGAGGAGAAGGUGAAGGAGGAGGAUGCUACAGCAUUACGGCCGUCUGCCUCCGAGGCAGCAUCGCCGCCACCUCCUUCCGAGGAGCCUCCACUUCCUCCGCCAGCAGAUCCUCCACAGGACAUCAAGAAAGCCAGACACGUGCAUGUGGCCGAUGGCCAGACAAGCCACGCCAACGACAAGAAGGCGAAGCUCGCAGAGAGGAACGUCAAGACGCAGGGAAGUCUAUCAGCUGUCCGUCCAGCUGCAAGCCAGGCCGAGAUGACAGCACCUGUACCAGCUGUUCCUACAGCUGCAGAGUACGACCUGAGCGACAGACAAGCCCUGGCUCGCUUUCUGGUGGAUGCCAACAUUCGACUGGUCCGCACGGAAUUCCUGCAGAAGUUGCACGAAGAUAAAGAGCGGCUGCCACGGCGGCAGGAGGCAGAGUCCUACCACCUUGCGGAUCUCGUCACGCACGACGAGGUGUUGGAGUGGGCGAGACGGGAUGAGUCCGAGGUGAGCCUCAUCAUUUCAGUCUCCCACUGUUGGGAGGCUCGCGAGCAUCCUGAUCCCUGGGGUUAUCAGCUCCAGAGGAUUGUCCUCGCUCUGGAGGAAUUCUGGCAAGAGCGAUCAAGUGAGGAAUUCUGGCAAGAGCGCUCAAGGGAGAAGAGGGCGGCGUGUUCAGUGGAGGGUGGAGAAGCCUCACCAGAAGGACAAGGAGUGUCGCCCACGACGAGGCCGAAACCUUGGGUGUUCUUGGACUAUAUGUCCUUGUUCCAGUUCGUCAGAAAUUCCGACGAGGAGCAGAGCUACCAGAGGGCCGUGAAAGGCAUACACACGAUGUAUGCGCAUGAGCACACACGCACCCUGCGCAUCGCGCGCCUCACGCCCUCCGAGUGGAAACACGAGAAUGCCAAACGGCUCAAAGUAUAUUUCGAGCCGGAGAAGUGUUUGAAGGAAGUAGCAGUGUCGGAUCUUUCUUUGAAUGAAGUUCCCUUCCUGAAGCGUGGCUGGUGCUUCUCGGAGACGCAGUGGUCGGCGAGCCGCACUGCCAGCAACCGGUCCUGGGAGGUGGACAGCGCAGAGGCCGACCCGGCAGGCGAGCUCCCGAUGGCGCCGGAAGCUUUCGAAGCCCAGGUGAAGGAGGGUGGCCUCCAGUUUUCAUAUCCCCAGGACGCCAAGUUCGUGAAGCAGCUGCAGCUGGAAGUCUUCCGGCAAAAGGCGAAGAGCAUCAAGGAGCUGAGGCUCUCUGCGCUGGGAGAGAAGGAGCUUGAAACUGCCAUGGAGACCCUGCAGCACUACACAGGUCUUCAGACUCUGGAGAUCGCAAACUGCAAGCUCCCGGUGCAGCUCCCAAGCAUGCUCCAGGCCAUUAUGCAGACGCAGAUUCUGGCAUUGUCUCUGGACCACAGUGGCAUGGAUGACCACAGUGCGCGUGAGCUUGCGAAGGCGCUCGAAGAGAAUAAGGCGCUGAAAAGCCUCAGCCUGCGCAAGAACAAUAUCAAGGACGGUGUCCUGGCAUUGGUCGAGGCGAUGGAGGUUAACCAAGAAUUAACGAAGCUGGACAUCAGCGAGAACGACAUUGGGCCUUUUGCCCUGACGAUCUUCAAGCAUGCCAAGGCCCGCAAGCGUGAAGUGGUUCACCGGGACGUGGCUUUCUUCAUAGACGCGGAGGAGGCCGGCGACGCCGAGUAUCAAAAGGCUGAUAGCCUGAGCCUCCUGCUUGCCAGCGAGGAGCAGGUGCUUCGGUUCCUUGAGAUCACGUCGGCCCUGGGUUCUCCGUUGAUGCGGCUGAAGCUGACGAUGCAAAGCGAAAGUUGUUGCGACGUCCUACCUGCCAUCGGAAAGUUGCAGCAGCUCACUUCCUUGAGCUUGGACAUGAAGGCAAGGGCGAUCCAAGAUGCUGGAUGCAUUAGUUUAGCAAAGGCUCUGGCCCAGCUCAAGCAGCUCCAGUCCGUGACUUUGAAUUUGAGAUCCAACUCCAUCGGUGAUGAAGGCUGCGCAGCUUUGGCAGAAGUGCUUCGGCACUCGCCGCAGCUCACCGCCAUGAACUUGCACCUCGAUGACAACCGGAUCAACAACACAGGGUGCCUCGUUUGGGCGGUGAACUUGCGUGAAAUGCAGCACCUCACCAGCAUGAGGGUUAGCUUCCGGGGGAACCAGGAAAUCAGCGGUGAGGCCUGGGCGGUCUGGCUGGAGGCAGUGGGAAAUCUGAGGAGGCUAAGGAACGUCACCCUGGUGAGUCUUCGGCGGCGCACGAUCGAAGCUUCACCCAAGGCUUUGAAAGGAGUGGUAGGUCAUCUUCGCGAGCUUUACCUGGCCAGUGCAUCAAGGCACCGCAAGGCCGGAGCUUCACUGUGCAGUACAUUGGCCGGAGCACUCAGCCAGCUGCAGCAGCUGAGAUCUAUAGGUCUGGAUGUUGCCGAUAACUUCGUGGACGACUUGGGGUGCACUGCUCUGGCAGAUGCGCUCGGCAAGUUGCAGUGGCUCACAACCUUGAGCUUAGACAUGAGCUGCAACUGUAUCAGAGACGCAGGCUUCAGCGCUUUGAGCGCAGCACUUCGCCGGCUGAAGCCGUUGAAACAUGUGACCUUGAACUUGAGGUCGAACUGCAUGGGAGACGCCGGAUGCCGCGAUCUGGCAAAGGUCCUAGGGCAGCUUCCCGAGCUUUCCUCCCUCUGCGUGGACAUCGGAUUCAACACGUGGAGGAAGGACAUAGCACUGACUGCCUGGACACAGACGCUCCCGCAGUUGCGGGACCUCGCCUUUUUGGGUCUGGAUAUGGAGAAGCGGUCGAAGAGCCGGCACCUCCUCCUCCAGCGGGAGGUUGGGAAGAACCGCUGGGCGGCGUUGUACACGGCCUUCGGCCUCGCUUUGGGGAAACUCCGGAGUGUGGAGAUCUUGCACCUGCGCCUCAGGGGAGCGAUUGGUUCA
Messenger RNA from Symbiodinium sp. CCMP2456, 5256 nucleotides. The record is from the annotation of a GenBank genome assembly. NCBI's taxonomy places the organism in Eukaryota, Dinophyceae, Suessiales, Symbiodiniaceae.